This is a messenger RNA of Schistosoma turkestanicum, 1540 nucleotides long. The record is from the annotation of a GenBank genome assembly. Lineage: Eukaryota; Metazoa; Platyhelminthes; Trematoda; Strigeidida; Schistosomatidae.
CGGACCGCGCAGUGUUUGGUUCGUAACGUUACUUCUUGAGUUGUGUUCGACUGAAGGACUUCGAAAUGGUAACAAUCAAUCACGAAAGGUACGACAGAUCUCCUUUCAUGGAGUCAAAAAAUUCAAGUCCCACUCGGAGAGCUUAUGAGAAAAAUGUAAUUAAAAAUAAUUCUGAUUUCAAAGAUAUUUCUGAGAUUAGUCGGCAUUCCUACAAAGACAGACAUGAUCAUACUGAAAGUUAUUCUCAACCAAAGUCUCCAUCAUUAUCAAUAAGUCAUAAAAAUGAAGGUCGUAAUCGUAAAAGCAAUGAAUUUGGUCAUCAUCAAACGCCAGAAUUUUGGGAACGGCGUCGUAAAAUGCGUGAGCGCGCUGGUGCUUCUGCGAACACACAAAUAUGGGAGUCGAAUCCACCUAAAGAAGAUUCAGAUUCAGAUGAAGACCGGAACUCUAUUUCUGGACAAGCUUUCGGACCUAGUCUCCCAACAGAUUUAAAGACAUCAGACAAUCGUGUAGAUUCUUAUUCACAUAAAAAGAUGAAGCAUAAGAACCACAGUCACCAUCAUCGGUCACAUAAAAUAUCUAAAAAGAAUAAAAAGGAAACGAAAAAGAGCAAUAAACUUGAAAAGCAAAAGCGGAAAAAUAAACAUGUUAGUCGCAAAUCCUCUUCUUCGUCUAGCUCUUCUUCAUCACCUUCCUCAGAAUCUGCGUCUGAAGCAGAUAGUGAAGAUGAAAAGAAACAAUUUAUUAAACAAAUGAAGGAUAAAAAACGUGAAUUAGAACGUAAACGUGCACAAGAAGAAGAGGAGGAAGUGGCUGUCGGUCCAAUAUUACCUACUGCUGAACAUUCCAGCCUGAUUCCAUUAGAUUAUGGCCGAGCAUUGCUACCAGGAGAAGGUGCAGCAAUGGCAGCUUAUAUUGCUGAAGGCAAACGUAUACCACGGCGUGGUGAAAUCGGUCUAACUUCAGAAGAGAUUGAGUCAUUUGAGAAAGAGGGUUAUGUCAUGUCAGGUAGUCGUCAUCGUCGAAUGGAAGCUGUUCGUUUACGUAAAGAAAACCAGAUAUAUUCAGCUGAUGAGAAACGAGCUUUAGAACAUUUUAACCAUGCUGAGCGUGCUAAACGUGAAGCAAAAUUACAAGCUCAGUUUAAGGCGUUAAUCAAACGAAAGUUGGAAGAUAAACAGGCUGCUCCUCCACCAAGUUAAGCAGAAAAUAAAUUAUUGAGUAAUAAUAACUGCCAACACAAGUCACUCCCAAAAACUUUUCUUCCAUUGAUUUCUUGUAUAUAAUUUGAAUUUAUAUAUAUUAUGAAAAAUUCCUUUGGUCACAUAAAGAAUUCAUUUAAGUUGAACAAAUACGGUUGUAAUUUCAUAUAAAUGCUAUUUUUCAUAUUGGUCACAUUUUUAGCAGGCGGUUUGACAAUUAAAUUGUACAUAAAUUGAACUAAUCGUUUUUGUUUUAUUGUAUGCACAGUAGGAAUGUACUGUAUAUUUCUAACCUUAAGUAGUUUUCAGUUACUUACUUUUCCUAUAGAAGUCUCUUG